Penaeus chinensis is the source of this 2407-nucleotide messenger RNA. RefSeq lists its product as uncharacterized. The transcript is spliced from 4 exons. Bases 1 to 1032 code for a protein of 343 amino acids. The record is from RefSeq and is a predicted model, not a curated record. Lineage: Eukaryota; Metazoa; Arthropoda; Malacostraca; Decapoda; Penaeidae.
AUGUCGGAGAACAACAAUGUCCCUCCGCCCGCCGCCGCCCGCGCCAAGCUGCGGCUCCUGUGCGAGCGCCUCGUGCGGGAGGCGCAGCGGAAGGGCGUCGCGGCGGCCGAGCUGAGCGCCCUGUGCCGCGGCAGCAGCGGCGUCGGGGCGGGCGACGCGGCGGGCCCGCGGAGUGCCACGGGUGCCACGGGUGCCAGCGGCCGGCGGCGGCGCCUGGCCCCCGCCCUCGCGCUGGCCGCCGCCGCCGCCGCCCUGCUGGCCGCCGCGCCCCUGCACCGCCUGCGCGCCGACCUCGUCGCCUCCAGGUGCCUCGUCCGCAACAACUACUUCGUGAUGGAGGCGACGCGGCUGCGCACGGACUGCGGGCGCGUGUGCGCGGGCGUGCGCGCGGCGGCGGAGCUGGGCGCCAACGUGUCGCGGGCGGCCUUCGCCGAGUGGGCGUACCGCUCGCGGCCGCUGGUGGUGCGCGGGGCGGCCGCCCGCUGGCCCGCCCUCGCCCGCUUCUCGCCCGCCUUCUUCAGGAGCGCCUACGACAGUGUGGAGGGCGCCUACGAGGCCGUGGCCGACGAGUGCCAGUUCCUGCCCUUCCGCUCCGAGUUCGAGGGCCUGCGCGACGCCCUGGCCAUGCACCCCGCCCGCGCCGCCCGCGCCCCUGGCACGCGCCCCUGGUACUUCGGCUGGAGUAACUGCUCCCCGGGGGUGAGUGCCAUCCUGAGGCAGCUGGCACCCCGGCCGCCCUUCCUCCCCGCGGCCUCGGAAUCCUCGGCCCUCGACUGGGUCUUCAUGGGCGGAGGCGGAGCUGGGGCGGCUUGGCAUCUGGACUACGUGCAGAGGCCGUCGUGGCAGGCGCAGAUCAGCGGCACCAAGAGCUGGCACUUCCGGCCGGUCCCUGAGUGCCAGGAUGUGUGCCACUCCUUCAGCGUGACCGUCAAUAAGGGCGACAUAAUUUUCGUGGACACCAACCAGUGGUACCACACCACCUUCAUCCACGACGGAGCUCUGUCCAUUACCAUUGGCUCGGAAUACGACUAGGUGACGUCACACCUCAGCUGGAAGGAUUGGAUGACGUCACACCGGAGUUAAUUCGACUGGAUGACGUCACACAGGAGCUGGUACGAUUGGGUGAUGUCACAUGGGAGCUGACAGGACUAGAUGACUGGUGCUUUGACUACUAAAUGACGUCACACUGGAUCUGGCACAAGUAGAUGACGUCACGCCGGAGCUGGCACUACUAAAAGACGCCACACAGAAGUUGGCACGCCAGCGCAGUGCCACCUGUUCACAAAGUAAAGGUGAUUUCCUUAAAAAAGACAGUGUAUUGAGUUAAUGAGUGUUGUUAUUCUACGAGAAAUGACUCCCAAAAAUGGCACUCUCGGAGAUGCCAGCGUGAUUAUAAGGGUCGUUAGUGGCCCUGGUGAAUGUGGCACGUUGUUAACUGAAGCACUUAAUGAGGAGUGGAAGGUUCCUUAUCGUAUCUGUGAUGAAUGUCGUUGAUUAAGAAGAAUAUUUAUAUAUAAUCCUUGUGCUUUCCCGAAGGACUGAAUUUAAAUACUGUUAAUGUUGGUGUAUUUAUAUAUUUUUCUUCGGUUAUUGGGUUUCCGAAUUUAGAAGAUAAAAACAUUAUAAAAGCUAUAUUUUGAUGAAGAAAAAUAUGUGGAUAUGGAAAUACAUACAAAAAAUAUUUGGUAUGAUAUAUUUGGGGUUUAGCUCUGUGUAGUGUGAUAAAAAUCCUUGCUUUGAACUGGGAGAGCAGAAAACAGUAUUAAGGACUGUCGGAAAUCAGUUCUUUUUUUUGUUUUAAUACAGCGUUUCAGGAAAUUAAUUAAUAGGGGUUCAAUAUAAGAAAUAUUUAAUUAAAAAGCAAUGUUUUCGAAAGUGAAUCUGAACAGGACUCAAUUUCGGAGAACAUAACACGAAAAAUGAUUUUUUUAUUACAAGAAAAGUAAAGGGUUUUUAUAAAACCGUAUGGCAACAAUAUGUUCGUGGGUGCAGCAAAUAGUAAGAUUUUUACAGAACAGGACACUGUAUUUAUUCAUCGUGACGGUUGGGUAGUUUUGCCAGAGAAUGAAUAUUUUCACAUUACAAAAGAUGCAUUUAUUUCGAAGAAGAAGAAUAUAUAUAUAUAUAUAUAUAUAUAUAUAUAUAUAUAUUCGUCAGAAAUACGUGAUCUAGUUUUAUUCCAGAUAUAUUCGAAACCGGAUAACUUCAUCCCCCUUGCAUUGUGAAGAUAUUCAGUCUCAUUUACAUAUUCUAUAUUUGUCGCAAUGAAUAUGGUUCAGCAUUGUCUUGUCCCUUUUCGGUUGAAAUUGUUUUUGUUCGUUUUGUUAGUGUUAUUUUUUAUUGUUUUUAUAUUUCCAUCAUUACUAUUAUUCUUAUAAUUAUCGUUGUUGUUGUUAUAUUUUCAUUA